Molecule: messenger RNA, 402 nt
Organism: Eimeria tenella
Lineage: Eukaryota; Apicomplexa; Conoidasida; Eucoccidiorida; Eimeriidae
Product: hexaprenyl pyrophosphate synthetase protein, putative
Exons: 4
Biological process (GO): isoprenoid biosynthetic process
Molecular function (GO): prenyltransferase activity
Source: RefSeq, a predicted model, not a curated record
GCCGCCACUCUAGGCCGCAGCAUUUCUUCUUUGUCUCCUUCUGAGCUGGAAGAUCUUGAUUGGAGUCUUUUAGAUGCUGCGAGGGCUUUGAACCCCGAGGUCUCCACCGUGGCAAAGUAUUUGCUGCAGGUCCCCUCGAAGCGCUUCAGGCCUUUGCUGCUGCUGCUGCUGCACCGCGCGCUGCAGCACUGCGUUCCUGCACAAGACAGAGAAAAGAGCAGCAGCAAAGAAGUGCUGCCACUUAUUAUGGUCCCCGUCGUAGAGCUCAUACACACAGCAACACUGAUGCACGACGACGUGCUGGACGAGGCCCCGACGCGGCGCGGGCGAACUUCGGCCCCUUUUGCCUUCGGCAGCAAAAAGGCCGUUUUGGGCGGAGACUUUCUUUUGGCCCGCGCGUGA